Molecule: messenger RNA, 756 nt
Organism: Botrytis sinoallii
Lineage: Eukaryota; Fungi; Ascomycota; Leotiomycetes; Helotiales; Sclerotiniaceae
Exons: 3
Coding region: 1-756 (251 amino acids)
Molecular function (GO): oxidoreductase activity, acting on the CH-OH group of donors, NAD or NADP as acceptor
Source: RefSeq, a predicted model, not a curated record
AUGUCACCAACUAUAGUCUUGAUAACUGGUGCAAAUCGGGGCUUAGGUAAAGGACUUCUAGAACGCUACUUAGCAUUACCAAAUCACCUUGUGAUUGCGGCAAAUCGUGAUCCAUUCCACGAGAGUUCGAAAAGGCUCGCUGAUCUUCCUAGAGGAUCUGGAACUAGUCUAAUUAUCGUCAAAAUUGACGCCUCGAUCGAACAAGAUGCAUUUGAUGCCGUCCGAGAACUCCAGGAUAAGCACGGCAUCCAACAUAUUGAUAUCGUUAUUGCCAACGCAGGCGUUUCUUAUGUUUGGCCAACAGUGGCUGAUCUUAAAAUAUCGGACCUGAAAGCCCACAUAGAACCGAAUGUCUAUGGCUGUAUAUCAAUAUACCAAGCAACACGAAAUUUGCUGCAGAAAUCAAAGAAUCCCAUUUUCACACCCAUGGGCUCUUCGGCCGGGGCAAUUGCACACCAACUUCCAAUCAGAAAUGCUGCAUAUGGUCCCUCAAAGGCUGCUGUUAAUUGGCUCACUGUUCGAAUUAAUGCUGAGGACGACUGGCUGAAUGCCUUUGUUAUGAUGCCUGGCUGGGUCGCAACUGAGCUAGGCUAUGAAGGCGCAAAAGGUCUUGGAUUUGAUGAUGAGCUCAUAAACAAAAGUUUGAUUUCCACGAAUCUUUCUUGUGAUGGUAUGAUGAAAGUUUAUGCAGAUAGUUCCAAGGAAAGACAUGGCGGGAAAAUGGUGUUAUACGAUGGAAGUGUCGGAGAACGGUAG